This is a messenger RNA of Quercus lobata, 849 nucleotides long. RefSeq lists its product as uncharacterized. The coding region runs from base 1 to 849 and encodes 282 amino acids. NCBI's taxonomy places the organism in Eukaryota, Viridiplantae, Streptophyta, Magnoliopsida, Fagales, Fagaceae. The record is from RefSeq and is a predicted model, not a curated record. The transcript has a single exon.
AUGAAUUUUGCGAAAGGGUUGAUUUUUGCGAAUAAAGAGGUGGUAAAACGUGCACUAACAAUUUACGCCGCAGAGCAUAAUAGAAACAUUGUGACUAGUAGGUUGACCAAAAGUAGAUUGUCUAUGAAAUGCGUCGAUGAGUCAUGCAUGUGGUACGUUGGGGCAGUCGAGAAGCCUGAACAUGAACUAUGGAUGGUCACAUCUUAUAGGGGUCCUCACAGUUGUAUACCCCUUGCCACGACCCUUGAUGGUAGAAUGAUAGAUUGUAAUUUUCUUGCAGCAGAAUUUGUUCCAUUGUUGCAAGAAAAACACAUGGCAACAAUUUAUCACCUCAGAGAUUUCAUCAAAGGGAAGUAUUAUGGGCAUAAACUUUCUUACUAUAAGAUAUGGGAUGCAAAACAACGAGCUAUUGCAAAGAUAUUCAGGGAUUGGGAAAAGUCUUACCAAAAGUUGAGAAAGUUAUUGUUGGCAUACUUGGAUCAAGAAACUGGCACCCGGUACUGGUGGCACACCAUACCCAGGGACGAGUUCGAUGAUACAAUAUUGCGCUAUGUAUUUUGGGCUUUCGCUCCAUGCAUUGAAGGAUUCAGACAUUGUAAGCCAGUGAUCAGUAUUGAUGAGACUCAUUUGUAUGGUAAAUAUCGAGGGGUGUUGUUGAUUGCAAUGGCCACCGAUGCCAACAACAAGGUUUUGCCUCUCGCUUUUGCCGUUGUGGACAAAGAGUCAAGGCCUAGUUGGAGGUGGUUUUUAGAACGCCUUAGGAUCUCAUUGGAAGAUGUGAUAGCAGAUAAGGAUAUUUGCAUAAUUUCUGACCGACAUAAGGGUAUUCAAAACGCAAUUGCAAACUAG